AUUGUCACUCAAAAGAGAAAACGAAAGAAGCAAAGUAUACCAGAAUGGACCAUAUUCCCCGUCUAUCAGAGGUCGUGUAUGUUGGUCUGUGUCGUAAGAUUGGGGCACCGACAGAAGUGGCCAUGCGAAGGGACAUAAUGGACAUGGAAGAGAUGAUAAAUAAACACUUAUAUAUGCAUAUAGGUGGAUGGAUGAAUAGUGGUAGCUAUAGAGAGGGAUUUAGGUUUGCGUCAUCUGACGUAGAUAUAAUGUUUUGGUCUUGGAAUCAUAAACUUAUAACUGACAUCUCCCAGCUCCGAGUCUAUGAUCCAUCAGCUUACGAAAUCAUUCUAAUGGAAGAUUCAGACACACCACCAGGAUUUGUCACAUUACGCCUUCUGACACCACAAAACAGUCGCUUGAUUUUAAGUCUUGUUCCCUUCAAGGAUGGGGUUUUUAUAUCUAGUUCUUUGUGGAGAGAAGAUUAUUUUCAGACUCUAAUAAAUAAUGAGUAUUUCCAACAGACAAAUAUCACCAUCCAUGGCCCUUGUUCCUCUGGUUUCGUGGGAGAUCUCGAAUUCGAUCAUGCUGUUUGUUUUGCCUCUAUAUUUUGGCCUAAGAUAUCGGGAGGUUGGGUUGACAGAUGUCAGAGGCACACCUGGCCGCCGAUACCUGUGUUAGAAAAAAUUCUAAGAAAUGGAUGUCAUUGUGUACCUAUUGGAAGUAAAAUUGAAUCAACUUCUUACGAAUUGGAAUGUAGAUUGUCAUUUUCUCAAGCCGAAAAACAGCUAGUAUGUACCAUGAAUCAUACACAAUUUUUAUGUUAUGGCCUUCUGAAAAUAUUUUUGAAGGAAGUAAGUUAUUAGUUACGGAAAGGAAACAAUACUGUGUUCAUAUUACCUGAAGAACACGAUGUUUUGGAUGAUACAACUUGGACCCGUUAGAUGGUAUCCAAGCAAUCUAUUAGAUUGCUUCUGGAGGUGUUUAAAAUAUCUCAUACACUGUGUUUUUCGAGAAGAUUUUCCUAACUUUUUUGUUCCACAGAACAACAUGUUCAUAAACAAAGUAGUCGGUGUUACACGUGAAUCUCUUUUACAACAGCUUUAUCAGUAUUACAGAAUGGGUGUUUCCUGUCUAGUGCUGAGUCCCACUCUCAGAUCAAUACUAGAACAAGCCCUCAGUAGUCCGUCCUUUGUAGUAUCCCCUGCUAAUGAAGGAGAAUUCAUAGAUAUCACAGUUCUUGAUAUACAUGCUAUGUAUGAAAUUUUUCAGAUGCCAGUUGCUACUGAACACGAAAGAGCUUUUUAUACCUUUUUGAAAUCAAUUGAUACACUGUCGCGGUUAUCACAGUCAACAUACCAAUCACUGACAUUACAGAUUUGUACAACUGAGAUUUUUGUUCGCUUUUCUUUCUUGGUGGCAAACAGGCCUAGGUCUUCAAGCUACACACACAAAAACGUCUACUUUGUGGAUAAAAGUAUAUUAAACAUACUGAAACUAGCUGCAAAGUUAGGUCCCGUGUCCUAUUUAUUGUAUCUAUCACUAUAUUACUAUAUAUCAGGCAGAUAUAAUAAAACACUACAUAUAACUUCUGUUGCUAAAAACAGACUGUCAAAGUUUUUUGAUUUGCGUAGAAAUAUCAUGGACAGUGAGGAUAUAGAAAAUCUCCCCUUGUUCUGGAAGAUGAAAAUACUUUGGCAAACCACUGUAGCUAUCAAUAGCCAUUGUGAUAGUUAUAAUAUCCGUUUUGAAGAAAUAAAGUUAGAACAAGAUGUGAGUAAACUAAAUGCAAAUCCAAUCUUACACCUACCACCGUUUGUUUUGGUAGAAAUGUUGUCAGUAUUAUCCCACCAUAAACUAGGAAACAGAUUUCAGUGUUUACAGUCCCUGACAGACCUACAGACACUGCUGCUCUGUGAUGAGGGGACAUAUGUGCCUUUAUUUUCAAGAGACCUUUCCUGGCAGAUACUUGGAAUCUGUCAGGAACUUGUGGGAGACUUUCAUGGGGCUUUGCAAUCUUAUCAAGAGUCGCUUAAACAGGAACCAUAUCACAAAAUACGGGAAGCUACAUAUAUUAGAAUACUAGCAGCCGAUAUAAAACAACAAUUUAACAGAAUUAGACCAGGCAUAAUCAAUUAGACUUUAUAAUGAGGGGACAUAUAUGUGCCUUUACUUUCAAGAAACAUAUCCUGGCAGAUACUAGGAAAUUGUCAACAAUUUGUG
This is a messenger RNA of Saccostrea cuccullata (small rock oyster), 2202 nucleotides long. RefSeq lists its product as uncharacterized. The transcript is spliced from 2 exons. The coding region runs from base 45 to 845 and encodes 266 amino acids. The record is from RefSeq and is a predicted model, not a curated record. NCBI's taxonomy places the organism in Eukaryota, Metazoa, Mollusca, Bivalvia, Ostreida, Ostreidae.